Dictyostelium discoideum AX4 is the source of this 348-nucleotide messenger RNA. RefSeq lists its product as hypothetical. The record is from RefSeq and is a predicted model, not a curated record. The transcript has a single exon. NCBI's taxonomy places the organism in Eukaryota, Evosea, Eumycetozoa, Dictyosteliales, Dictyosteliaceae. The coding region runs from base 1 to 348 and encodes 115 amino acids.
AUGUUACCCCAACAAUUGGUAAAAUUUCACCUCCAAAUAGUGAAGUUAAGAUAUUAUAAUAAUAAUAAAAAUAAUAAUAAUAAUAAUAAUAAUAAUAAUAAUAAUAAUAAUUAUAAUAAUAAUAAUAAUAAUAAUAAUAAUAAUAAUAAUAAUAAUAAUAAUAAUAAUAAUAAUAAUAAUAAUAAUAAUAAUAAUAAUAAUAAUAAUAAUAAUAAUAAUAAUAAUAAUAAUAAUAAUAAUAAUAAUAAUAAUAAUAAUAAUAAUAAUAAUAAUAAUAUUGAUAAUAAUAAUAAUAAUAAUAAUAAUAAUAAUAAUAAUAAUAAUAAUAAUAAUAAUAAUAAAAUAUAA